Molecule: messenger RNA, 528 nt
Organism: Salvelinus namaycush (lake trout)
Lineage: Eukaryota; Metazoa; Chordata; Actinopteri; Salmoniformes; Salmonidae
Product: protransforming growth factor alpha-like
Exons: 5
Coding region: 1-528 (175 amino acids)
Biological process (GO): positive regulation of mitotic nuclear division; epidermal growth factor receptor signaling pathway; positive regulation of cell population proliferation
Source: RefSeq, a predicted model, not a curated record
AUGAUGAAUCGGGCAUUCUGGGAUGUGAUCUUUCUCAUUACUGGGUCCCUCUUUACCUAUGGAACCGGACAGGAUAAUUCUACUAUUGCUACUAAUUCUACUAUGACCACCACCCCUCCUGUGAUUACUACCGCUGUAAACAUUAUGAUCUUUUCUACCACUACCAGCACCAUUACCACAACCAACCUUCCAGUUAAAAAGUUUGUGGCAGCAGCUGUUCGAUCACACUUCGAUGACUGUCCUGACUCGCACAGCCACUUCUGUUUCCAUGGCACCUGUCGUUUCCUGAUUCUGGAGGAGACGCCUGCAUGUGUGUGUCACCAAGGCUUUGUAGGGAUGCGAUGCGAGCACGCCGACCUGCUGGCCGUGGUGGCCACCAAUCACAGGCAACAGACAGUUGCCACGGCGGUAGUGCUGUGUGUGAUUGGCUGUGUCUUGACGAUGCUGCUCUUUGCUGGUGGAGGCGGGAUGGUUUGGGGCGGAGGCACAGACUCCACUGUGCCCCAGAGAAACAAGGCAGUAGGCUGA